CCUAAGCUUCCAAGAUUGUCCCUCUUCAUCCCACUAUUACGGCCAGUCUUUAGACGAAUAACGAGUUCAACCAUAACACGGUUCACGGUCGACUACGCAUUAUAAACGGCGACAUACUUUAUACCUUGAAUUACCUGAAAAGUUUUUCUAAAUUAAGACAAGAUGGCGGACGAAGAGAGGCGUGCCGCUCUUAAGAAAAAGGUUGAACAAAGGAAGAAGAAACUAGCCAACAAAGGGACCACUGCGAAGCAACAGGAUAAGGAAAAGGAAGAAGCUGGUGCUUCUGAAUCUAAGCCCGAUACCCCCACUGCCGACGAGCCAGCUGUCGAAGAUGCGCCCGCAGAACCACCCAUCUCCCCCACGACUCCCGGCACAUCUUCGCUCCCGCUCCAGUCAAAAUUGCGCUCCUCAUCUUUCCGCCAAGGGACAGUGUCACCUACGGGGUUCCCACUGAGUCCUGAAGGCGAGACAGCACCUGAUAUCUACAGAAAACAAGUAGCGCGCAUAGAAGACCUCGAAAAAGAGAACAAGAGACUCGCUAAAGAAGCCGGUGACUCAGAGAAGCGAUGGCAAAAGGCCGAGGAAGAACUAGCCGAUCUACGGGAAGCCGACAGAGAUGGCUCAGACAGCCAAGUUGAGAAGCUGAAAUCCGAAAUCGCAGCCCUCCAGCGACAAAACUCACAACUCCAAACCGCCGCCGCCUCCAAGCGCCACGGAUCAUCGCCUUCAAUCUCCCUAUCCGCACCCCCAGGAGAACUCCAAGCCCAACUCGCCUCCAAAUCUGCUACUAUUGAGACCAUGGAACUCGAGAUCUCCCGCCUCCGCGCACAAGCCGAGCGUCAAGCAACCGCCGGCGGCACCGACCGCGAACAAAUCACAGCUCUCGAAGAAAAACUCGCGCGUUCCGAACAAGCGGCCAUGAAAGCGCAACGUGAACUCGCCGACUUAAAACGUAAUCUUGAGCGCACUACCGAGCGUGUGGUUAAAGAAGGAAGUGAACGUACUAGUGCCGAAACUAAGCUACGCAAUCUCGAACGCGAGGUUGAGAAGCUACGCGAGGAGAAGGCGGAGCUGGAGAAGAAAACUGAGGGACUGGAGAAGAAGGUUGCGGCGCUUGGGACCCUGCAUAAGGAGAAUGACAGUCGAUCGCAGGGCUUGAGGAAGGAUAAGGAACGGGCGGAGAAGGAGGCGGCAGAUGCUAAGGCUAAGAUUGAGAAGUUGGAGGCGGAGAAUGCGAAGUUGCGCAAGAAAGAUGCUGCGGAAGGGGGUGGUGAUGAUGAUGGUGUUGAUGAAUUGGAGGAUGAGGAGCGCAAGCGUAUGGAGAAGAAAAUUCGUGACCUUGAAAGCGAGGUUUAUGACUUGCGCCGCGGGAUCUGGCAUCAGCGUCGUCGGGACAUGGAACCUGGUGCUGAGGACCUCGAUAAUGGUGGUCUGACGAGUCCCAGCGGAUUUACGAAUAUUGAUCUGGGUGGCCCGAACUCAGCGAGGAAGGCUAGUCAACGCGGAUUUGGCGAUUUCUUCACGAAUGGGAUUAAUGCGCUUACGGGCGGGACUCCGAUUGAGGAGAAAGGAGGCGAUGAUGGGUUUUUGGACGAUGAUGAUAUGGAGUUUGAUGAAGAUGCGUUUAAACGCGCGCAGGAGGAAGAUGCGAAGAGACGACUUGAGAGGAUUAAGGAUAUUAAGAGGAGUUUGAAGAAUUGGGAGGGUUGGAGGCUGGAUCUUGUGGAUGCGAGGAGAGGCGGUGGGGGGCAUGGUGCUGGUGAGGUUUUUGAGAUUUGAACGGAUGUGGGGGAAGCAUGAAGAUAUGAGAGGACGAAGGCAUGGGGAUAGGGGAUCAGGGGUGUACGAAUAAAAGGGCGUGACACUUGCUGGCUUAGAGGUCAAUAGAAAUAUAUACGAUCUCGCUGACUAGAGAUAUGUUCCACAUGAUGUCCUUGGAAGAAAUCCGUGAGAAAUCUACUUAUAUGAACAGUUCUCAUCCCAGAUAUCUAUCCUUGUGAAUCAAAGUACUUG
Messenger RNA from Hypoxylon trugodes, 2013 nucleotides. RefSeq lists its product as uncharacterized. The record is from RefSeq and is a predicted model, not a curated record. The coding region runs from base 163 to 1779 and encodes 538 amino acids. The transcript has 3 exons. Lineage: Eukaryota; Fungi; Ascomycota; Sordariomycetes; Xylariales; Hypoxylaceae.